GUGGGACAGGCAGCCCCUCUGCCCCACUGAGGGGAGAACGUUCAGGUACCUGAUUCAUGAGCUGCCGAGGGCUCCUCGCUUCCUUGGUCCAAAAUUGCUAACUAACUAAGCCCUUUUUGUGGGAGCUUCACUGGGUCAGGGAGGCAAGUAGUUGGUAGACUGGGGGCCUCCACCCUUUUACAUUAGGAAGGGCUUCCCAUCUAUUGGAAAUUUGUACAAUGUGUGUGCAGAGGAAGGAAAUGAGUACUUUUCUCUAGCUGAGAAAUUGAAACUUAAAUGGAAGAUGAAGACUAGUCAGAUAAGCCAGGAACUGUGGCAACAGUUUGAGGUGAGGGGGAUCACAUAACACGAUCCACGUCAGAACCUUGGCUCUGUUGUGUUCAGACAGUGACAAACUAGUCUGUUCAGUCAUCUGUCUGUGACACUCCAGGUAUCACACCAAGAAGUGUGAGUCUAGACCGUGAAAUAAAGACAAUAUCCUGCCCUUGCAGUUUGAUAGUCUGGGGGGGACAGUUACAGAACCAGGCAGGAGUGGUUCCUGAUCCAGCCUUAGAGCGGGGGCCCUGAAGAAUGAAUAGGAAGGAGCUGGCCAGGUGGAAGCAGAGUGAGUGGGUAUCAAGAGACUCUGCAGAGGGCCCGGCGUGCACAAAGAGGCUUGUCCCCUGGGGCCUCGUGGAAGAUGGGAUCCUUGGAGGCAUGCAGGCUGCCUCCUACUCUCCGCAGGAGGAUACAGGGUGCCAAUUUGAGGUCAACCUCAGUGGAGAAUUCAGGUUUCUUGGCUUCUGGCCAGUUCUGUGUGACCCGUGAUAGGGUGAGGGCAAUUAUAGGGGUUUAUAAAACAAUGGUCUCUGUUCUUGAGAUGGGAAGAGUCCUUGUGUGUCUGUCCCUUGAGCAGGAGUCUUAGCCUGACCCUGAGUUGUUACAGUGUCUUUGGCACAUCGGUCACACUGCUGCAAACUCUGAGAACACUGACAAGUUUCAUCUCUGUCCUUGCUCACCUCCUUGUGCCCUGGAGUAGCCUGCCAGGGCUUCUCUCACUUGUCCCCAGGGCCUGAUGUCGGAGGCCAUGGACCAGCCUGCUGGGAGUCCUGGAAACCCGAAGCCAGGAGAGGGUGGUGAUGGCAGCAUGGAGCCGGGUACCUGCCAAGAGCUCCUGCACCGGCUGCGGGAGCUGGAGGCAGAGAACUCAGCACUUGCCCAGGCCAACGAAAACCAGCGGGAGACGUAUGAGCGCUGUCUGGAUGAGGUGGCCAAUCACGUGGUACAGGCGCUGCUGAACCAAAAGGACCUGCGGGAGGAGUGCAUCAAGCUGAAGAAGAGGGUGUUUGACCUGGAACGGCAGAACCAGAUGCUGAGCGCCCUAUUUCAGCAGAAACUCCAGCUCACAGCAGGCUCCCUCCCUCAGAUCCCACUCACCCCACUCCAGCCACCAUCAGAGCCACCAGCCUCCCCCUCCCUGAGCUCCGCCGAGGGACCGGCCACCUUGCUGCCUUUGGGGCGCUGUGCUGGGCAGAGAGAGGUGUGUUGGGAGCAGCAGCUACGGCCAGGAGGCCCAGGACCCCCAGCUGCCCCACCCCCAGCACUGGAUGCCCUAUCCCCAUUCCUUCGAAAGAAAGCCCAGAUCCUGGAGGUGCUGAGAGCCCUGGAGGAGACUGACCCUUUGCUUCUCUGCUCACCUGCUACCCCCUGGCAGCCUCCAAGCGAGGGUCCUGGCUUCCCAGAGCCCAUCAACGGCGAGCUGUGUGGCCCACCCCAGCCUGAACCCUCUCCCUGGGCCCCCUACCUGCUCCUAGGCCCUGGUAGCCUGGGAGGCCUGCUGCACUGGGAGCGUCUCUUAGGGGGCCCAGGAGAGGAAGAGGGUGUUGGACAGCCCUGGGGCCCUAGUCAGGGCUCCCCACAGGCCCAGGGCACCAGUUCUGGGCCACCCUGUGCCCCAGGCAGCAGCUCCUCCUCCUCUUCUGAUGAGGCAGGUGACCCCAAUGAGGCACCCAGCCCCGACACCCUGCUCGGGGCCCUGGCCUGCAAACAGCUGAACCUAGGCCAGCUCCUCGAGGACACAGAGUCUUACCUACAGGCCUUUUUGGCCGGGGCUGCUUGCCCUCUCAACGGGGACCACCCAGGUCACAGGCAGCCAACUUCCCCAGACCAGGGGCCCCCCCAGCUGUCCAAGUCCAAAUGCCUCCCCAAGUCAACCUGGGGUGGGGGUACCCCAGAGGCCCACAGGCCGGGCUUUGGUGCUACCUCAGAGGGCCAGGGGCCCCUCCCCUUCCUCAGUGUAUUCAUGGGUGCAGGGGACACCCCCCUGGGCUCGCGGCCUGGCCACGCCCACUCCUCAUCUCAGGUGAAAAGCAAGCUCCAAAUUGGCCCCCCUUCUCCUGGAGAAGCCCAGGGACCCCUUCUGCCCUCUCCAGCCAGAGGUCUCAAAUUUCUAAAGCUGCCUCCAGCCUCAGAGAAGGUCCCUAGCCCAGGAGGCCCCCAGCUCAGUCCCCAACUCCCUCGGAAUUCCCGAAUCCCCUGUCGGAACAGUGGCUCAGAUGGCAGCCCCUCCCCGCUGCUGGCCCGCAGGGGCCUGGGUGGAGGAGAGCUGUCCCCGGAGGGGGCGCAGGGUCUGCCCACCAGCCCUUCACCUUGCUCCACAACCCCAGACACUGCACAGCUCAGACCUCCCCAGCCAGCCUUGUCCACUACACUUUCCCCAGGACCAGUGGUAUCUCCUUGCUACGAGAACAUUUUGGACCUUUCUCGGAGCACCUUUAGGGGGCCUUCCCCAGAGCCACCUCCAUCCCCACUGCAGGUGCCCACCUAUCCACAACUAACUCUGGAGGUGCCACGGGCCCCUGAGAUCCUCAGAAGCCCUGGAGUCCCCUCCAGCCCUUGCCUCCCAGAAUCCUGUCCCUAUGAGAGUGGUCAGGAAAAGAGUUUGGACAAGGUAGGCUCAGAGUCUCCCCAUCCUGGCCGCAGGACCCCAGGCAGCUCCUCCAAGAAGCCUGGCCAGGGGGUGGGGCGGCGACCUGGGGAUCCUGGCUAUACACCUCUACGGGACAGACUGGCAGCCCUGGGAAAACUGAAGACUGGCCCUGAGGGGCCCCAGGGCCCAGAGAAGAACGGGGUACCAGCCAGGCCUGGCACCGAGAAGGCCCGAGGAGCAGGGAGGUCAGGGGAGAGCACCGGAGACAUGGGACCCCCGACCUCCAGGCCCCCUGAGCAGCCAGAAGCCAAGGGGGGCCUGCGGGGGGCAGUAGCCUUAGGCACAAGCAGCCUGAAGCAACAGGAAUCAGGGCUCCUGGGGGACCCUGGGACCCGAGUCUACUCUUCUCACUCCAUGGGGGCCCGGGUAGACCUGGAGCCUGUUUCACCAAGGAGCUGCCUCACCAAAGUGGAGCUGGCCAAGAGCCGGCUGGCAGGGGCCCUGUGCCCCCAAGUACCCCGCACCCCUGCCAAAGUGCCAACCUCAGCCCCCAGUCUCGGCAAGCCCAAUAAGAGCCCCCACGGCAGCCCGACAAAGCUGCCUUCUAAGUCACCCACCAAGGUGGCACCCCGACCUGUGGCCCCACCAGCCACCAAGGAGCCCCCCAAGCCUGACAAAGGGAAGGGCCCACCUUGGGCAGACUGUGGUGGCACCACAGCCCAGCCCACACCCCCAGCACCUGGCCCUGUUGACCCAAGCCCAGGCCCCGAGGGGCAGGCCCCACACUCAGCCAUUGAGGAGAAGGUGAUGAAGGGCAUUGAGGAAAAUGUGCUGCGGCUCCAGGGCCAGGAGCGGGCGCCUGGCACUGAGGCCAAGCACCGCAACACCAGCAGCAUUGCCAGCUGGUUCGGCCUUAAGAAGAGCAAGUUGCCAGCGCUGAACCGCCGCACAGAGGCCACCAAGGGCAAGGAAGGGGCCAGCGGAGGCUCCCCACUCCGGAAGGAGGUCAAGAUGGAAGCCCGGAAGCUGGAGGCUGAGAGCCUCAACAUCUCCAAGCUGAUGGCUAAAGCGGAAGACCUGCGCCGGGCGCUGGAGGAGGAGAAGGCCUACCUGAGCAGCAGAGCCCGGCCACGACCCGGGGGACCAGCGCCAGGGCCCAGUGCAGGCCUGGGGCAGGUGCAGGGCCAGUUAGCCGGCAUGUACCAGGGUGCUGACACCUUCAUGCAGCAGCUGCUCAAUAGGGUGGAUGGCAAGGAGCUGCCCCCCAAGAGUUGGCGGGAGCCCAAACCUGAGUAUGGUGAUUUCCAGCCAGUGUCCUCUGACCCCAAGAACCCUUGGCCAGCCUGUGGGCCCCGAAAUGGCCUGGUGGGCCCUCUUCAAGGCUGCGGAAAAUCUCCUGGGAAGCCAAGCUGUGAGCCAGGGAGGCGGGAAGAGAUGCCCUCAGAAGACAGUCUGGCAGAACCAGUGCCCACUUCACACUUCACAGCCUGUGGCUCUUUGACUCGAACCCUGGACAGUGGCAUUGGGACAUUCCCACCCCCAGACCAUGGCAGCACUGGGACCCCCAGCAAGAAUCUUCCCAAAACCAAGCCACCACGGCUGGAGCCCUCACCCGGGGUGCCCCCAGCUCGGCCCCCACCCCUUACCAAAGUCCCUCGCCGUGCCCACACACUGGAGCGUGAGGUGCCUGGCAUAGAGGAGCUGCUGGUGAGCGGGCGGCACCCCAGCAUGCCGGCCUUCCCUGCCCUGCUCACCGCUGCUCCGGGCCACCGGGGCCAUCAGACCUGUCCUGACGGUGAGUGUCUGGGCAGGUGGGUGGGCCUCUCUGGGAGCUCCACCUACCACCCACCUUCCCUUUGUCCCGGACAGAUCCCUGUGAAGACCCAGCACCUCCCCCUCCUGUCCAGCUGGCCAAGAACUGGACCUUCCCCAAUGCAAGGGCAGCCAGCGGCUCCUCUGACCCUUUCCUAUGCCCACCCCGACAAUUGGAGGGGUUGCCCAGGACCCCCAUGGCUCUGCCGGUGGACCGAAAGCGGAGCCUGGAGCCCAGCCGCCCAGCUGCUGCGCCCCAGGGCCCAGCAUUUGGGGGUAGCCGCACCCCCAGCACGUCGGACAUGGGCGAAGAAGGGAGAGUGGCCAGCGGGGGCCCCGCAGGGCUGGAGACCUCAGAGUCUCUCAGCGACUCGCUCUACGAUUCGCUGUCCUCCUGCGGGAGUCAGGGCUGAAGGGCUGCGCGGGGACAUGGGCCCUCUCUGGAGUUGGCAACCACAGACUGGACCGGCUCUCCUCGCACCCGCCCCUUUGGGGCCCUGGAGGCUUCUCCCAGAAGGGACCAAGGAGGCAGAUGGACAGGAAGGUGAAAGGGGGUCCCCGGCACACCCCACUGCCCCCCGCUGCUGUGGAGGAGAUGACCGUGCUCAGCUCAGGGAGAGACCCCACCCUUGGUCCCUUCUCUCACCCAGAAUAAGGCUCUUCCUUGGAGAGACUGGGGGUUCAAGGCUGCUGUGUCCUGGCCCCCAGCUCCCACUUCAGGCUGAGCCAUCUUGUGGUGCUGGGCUUCCUGCCCACCGGCCGUGCCAUCUCCGCCCGCUCUGGCGGCUCCCCUGCCCCGGAGGCCCUGCAGGGCCAGCCCAGAAGCCCCAUGCUGGUGGAGUUUAGGGGCAAAGGGUCAAGUUGCCUUCUUUCUCUGUCUGCCCUGGUCCUCCCUGCUGUCUGGAUGGUGCUGCCCUCCCCCGCCCCAGUUCUUUGGGGUCCAUUUGUCUGUCUUCUUAUUUUUUAUCUUUUAUUUUUUAUUUUUUAUUAAAGCGCCUGGCCCAGUCCCCAUCCCUCAUCCCCGCGCUGCGGUUAAUUUAUCUGUCGUUAAAAUUGCGGCUGCUCUGCUUCCAGCCUCUACUUCUGCCGUAUCCCUAAUAAAACGUGGAGGCCUCUCCCUGCCCCUGA
Molecule: messenger RNA, 5848 nt
Organism: Vicugna pacos (alpaca)
Lineage: Eukaryota; Metazoa; Chordata; Mammalia; Artiodactyla; Camelidae
Source: RefSeq, a predicted model, not a curated record